GGAUCUAAGCUUUAAGUUUCAAAAUUAUAUUAUUUAAAAAUUGAUUACCGAAUUUGUAUAUGAAUUUACUUGAAUAUUUCCCACUCUUCAUUGGGCAGCACUAUCAUUUUGCUUAGAACUAUUUACAAAUCGAACGAGUGAAUAUUUCGAACUUCAUAAUCCAAUUAUUUGACUUACUUCAAGCAUAACUCAAAGAAAUGUCAAACCGAAAUGAUUUUAAUUUAAAUUUUCGUCACAUGUAAAUCGAAUUUUCAUUCACCAAAAUUCUCUGUAAUAAGAAAGAAAAAAUUGUAAAAAAUUAAAAAAUUGGCGAAUCUUUGCGCAAUGGACAUAGAUAAGAAGCCAUGUAAUCGGGCUACGUGUGGGAAUAGAUCGAAAAACGCUGCAGCGAAUAAAGAUGGGAAACGAUCUCCGGUGAAUUCGAGUAAAUCAAGCGGUGAGCCGGUAAAAUCUGUCCCGCCAAAUAAUGGAAAUUCGACGCAGAUAUUAUUUGUGGAGCCGAACUUCACGGAGACUCCUAGUGAGUAUGACGUCUUCUAUGAUUGCUACAGCGAUGUUGCGAUAAGUCAACAAAGCCACCCUGUUGUUCCUUCCGUGUGUGGUCUAAAUAUGCCACAGGCGCCGGUUAAAGAUUCUCGCAUGUUUCGCGAUGCGCUAAAGCAAGUUAUAGUCACUGCUCAGACGCUUCUCGUUGAAUUCGAUAGUAUCGGCCGUCAGGAGCGUCGGGGCUGCGGUUCGCGUUGUCGUUGUGAUGUGCGCAAUAUAAAACCUCAAACACGUACUGUGCAACUGGAGGUGACAGCAAAAGUGACACCGAAUAAAUCCUCGGCUCCGUCGAAUAUUCGCAUUGAUCCGAUUACAUUUACGAUACCACUGAAAUUACACGUACGGGGACAACACCAACACAAUAUACCAAACUCGGUCUCGAAGCUGUCGAAUGAAGUGCGUAAGUCACAGACGAAACCCGACCGUGAGCAAUUAUCAAAUAUAUUCUCUUCAAUGGAGCCCAUACGUACGGCCAUAAUCACGGCACCACGACAGGAAGCGACCUGUAUGCCACCAGAAGCAGCGUAUAAUUUUCAUGCAGCUUUACUUCAGCAAAUGGCUGGAAUUCCGCCGGGUUUUCUACACUUCCCGCCAAUGCAACCUGCCGAAGGUUUUGCAAUUCCGAUUCCCCCAACCAGUAAGGAAUUAUCGUCGAAAGUACAAAUUCAGGUACCACAAUCAACUCCUCUAAUGACUUUAGGUGAUCCCAUUGAGGCAACUACAACGCCGAAAUCGAAAGGACAUUGUACGGGAACUUGUUCAGUGGGACGUAGAGUGCCGGAGCCGUCCGUUGAAGCAUUUCUAUCACCAUCUUUGGCGCCUGUUACUAAGGGACCCUUUUUGACAACAUUAGCAACGUCGUCUGUACCAUCUGUUGGUCCACAGAUGUCGUCGGAAACGAGGAGUCAAGGGGUGUGUGUACUGUGUGGGCGUAGCGGUGAGCCGCAAGGAAAGCCGGCCGAGAUUGAUUGGAAACCGCCUUGUGGAAUAUGCUCUAAAGGAGAGAAAUUUGUGCCGCCACAACCCCGCGAAUUUCCUUCGGCAUCCCAGCGAAAGGGCACUUGUGGUGGCGACUGCUCUCAAGGUGAUAGAACAGCGGAGCCUCUGGUCGUGCUCGUUCCUCCAGUAAUUAGUAAGCCUAUGGUAAUGGGAAAAGUAUCAUCAAAUCUCUGUUCUGUUGGUGCCACUCAAAGGCAAGAACCAUUCGGAGGCUUCCAAGGCACUGUUUGUCAUAUAGGAUUAACAAAGGCCAAACCCACCGAACAAAGUGUCAGUCAAAUUAAACAAGAAGAGAGCAAACGUCACUUAAGAGGACCUUGCGGUAAAUGUUCGACUGCACCUCCGGUACCACCACCAUUAGAGGAGCCACUAUCGAUGGUGAAUGGGCCUUGUGGGGUGUGCUCAAAGCCAAUAGCAAUGCUCCCAGAAAUACCUAAGCCAGAAAAAGUAUUUCCGAGCUCGUCUACAACAUGCUUCAAAGAUGAGGUAGUAGAAAAACCGGAACAGCUGGAAAGAUCUCCAUGUGAAGGUCCUCCAGCUCAAACAACGAAAUCUACUUGUACAUUAUGUUCGAAGCGAUCCGAAAUACCUGUAAAAUCCCAGUGUGGAAUUUGCUCAGGAGGAAGGCCUGCACCGAUGGAUGCCGAAAAAGCGCCAUGUGGAAUAUGUUCAGCGAAGGAUCAAGAAGCUGCCAGAGGGGAGAAAGCACCAUGUGGAAUUUGUUCAAAAAAAUUAGAUGCUAUCGUAACGGAGGAAAAAGCGCCAUGUGGAAUUUGUUCGAAAAGAGCAGAAACUCAACUCGAGAAGGGUCCGUGUGGAAUAUGCGCCAAACGAUCAAAAGCACCGAUUAUAUCGGAAAAAGCCCCUUGCGGCAUUUGUUCAAAAGGCGUACCUGCUCCUGCGGAUGUCGAAAUAGGGCCAUGUGGAACUUGUUCUCGCGGAAUGACUCCUUACGUUGUGGAGGAAAAGGGUCCUUGUGGAAUUUGUUCAAGAGGAGCAGAGCCAACGCAAGUGGAUGAGCAAGACAAUGUACAAAUGGAAGAGGUGAAAGGCCCCUGUGGAGUGUGCUCACGAUUACAGCCAGCAACAGUGCUCCCACCAACACCAAUGAACAAUCAGAAAGCACCAUGUGGCAUUUGUACACCGGCUAGACAAGAACGGUUAGAAGUGAAAGGCCCUUGCAAUAUAUGCAAGAGAGGGCCAGUGCAGGAGGAACGCGAUAUCUGUGGCAUAUGCAAGAAAACUCGCCUUCCAGGCACGCCACCAGCUAUACCAACCGACAUCCAACCGUGCGGUAAAUGUGCAAGCGUGGGAGCGCCAUGCAAAAUAUGUAACCCAUCAGCCGGCCCAAAUUCAGCGGCAGGAACAGGAGCAUGCGGUGCUUGUAAUUUCAUUGCGCCCGUUGCGCCAUCGAGCAGGAGCAAAACAUGUGGAUCUUGUUUAACCUCGCCACCCAAGCCCAGCAAUAUACGCACCUGUGGAACUUGUUUACCAGCAAUGCCGCCAAUAAUAGAUCGUACCUGCGGCACUUGUCUCAUACUACCUGAAGUCACACCAACAGACAUAGUAGCUGUGCCAGAGGAAAAAGUACCAGAGCGACGCAUAUACAAAGCCUUACCACAGCACAAAGACAUACACAUCUGCUCGCCAUGUCACUACGAUCCCAGUCCACUGAUCGACGAAGAUGGCAAUGUAUUCUGUCCACGCGAGUGUGGCUGUUGUCUUUGUCCUUGGCGAAAACGCGCCACCGACAGUCAAAUAGAUCAAAUCAAACACGAAAAGAUCAAGGUUUGUAAAUGUCGCAUGAAAGGCUCCAUUUUUGCUGAUUACACGUCACGCGCUAAGUGCAGUAAUACCUCCUACUUCGAUUGUUGCCCCUGUCGCGAAAGAGCGGAGGCAAAGUAUUUGGAAAUGACCGGUGAAGAGAUGUGGAGCCCCGAUGAUAAGCUCAAGGAGCGCGUACGUGGCGAACCCGUUAAUUUGGAAGAUGUUGCUGAAUACAAACGCGCGAGUACUACCAACUGAUGGAUCAUGUGGUGCAGUGAGCAAAAGUUACCAAUAUUAAAAAAUGUGUAUGUAUGUGUAUGAGCAACUGGAAGUUAACAAAAAAGAAAUCUUACCGUUAAUAAGAUUAAGU
This is a messenger RNA of Ceratitis capitata (Mediterranean fruit fly), 3682 nucleotides long. RefSeq lists its product as uncharacterized. Bases 325 to 3570 code for a protein of 1081 amino acids. Lineage: Eukaryota; Metazoa; Arthropoda; Insecta; Diptera; Tephritidae. The transcript has 2 exons. The record is from RefSeq and is a predicted model, not a curated record.